This is a messenger RNA of Dichotomopilus funicola, 2055 nucleotides long. RefSeq lists its product as uncharacterized. Gene Ontology annotation, cellular component: nucleus; cyclin-dependent protein kinase holoenzyme complex. Gene Ontology annotation, biological process: regulation of cyclin-dependent protein serine/threonine kinase activity. Lineage: Eukaryota; Fungi; Ascomycota; Sordariomycetes; Sordariales; Chaetomiaceae. The transcript is spliced from 2 exons. Bases 1 to 2055 code for a protein of 684 amino acids. Gene Ontology annotation, molecular function: cyclin-dependent protein serine/threonine kinase regulator activity; protein kinase binding. The record is from RefSeq and is a predicted model, not a curated record.
AUGAUGCCCGCAAUCUACGACCCGAUCCCCUCCAACACCCACGCCAACAAUGCGCCCUACAAUCUCUCGCUAGCCACCUCCGCUUCCUCAUCCGCUUCCUCUUUCUGGUCUGACGUGUCGUCUCAACAUUCCGACGACUCGGUUUCGACCGCCGCAACAUCGCACUCCGAUUUUUGUGAUUCAUAUUACGCCUCGCAACGCCCUUCUUCUUCUCAAACCUCGGUGAGCUCGCUCGGUAGUUUUUGCGAGCCCGUUUCCCAGACCCGCGCCCCGUGGGCCAAGCACCAGGUCCAACCUCCGGCGCAACUGGAAAUUCCUCCUUCCGAAUAUCGACCGAACCCCCGACGGACGUGCGCCUCGGCCACAUCGCGCACCGGCCGGCCGCCCUCGCUUGUGCGCCAGUCGGACCGAAAGCUUAGCUUCGUCGAGAAUCUUGUCGAUACGUCUACCCACAUUGUCGAGGCAAUCUGGCCGACGUCAUCAGUUCCGCCGCGCAAUGAGAACGGUAGCAAUGCGGUGUUGCCGCUUCGCACCUUCAUCCAAGAGACGCUCCGGCGCUCGCGGACCAGCUAUUCGACGCUGCAGGUAGCUCUUUAUUACUUGGUGCUUAUCAAGUCGCAUGUUCCGUGCUAUAGUUUCACCACGGAGCAGCCCGAUGAUUCGCGCUCGAGUCAGGCCAUCCAGUGCGGCCGCCGCAUGUUCCUUGCCGCUCUGAUCCUGGCCUCCAAGUACCUUCAGGACCGCAACUACUCAGCUCGCGCUUGGAGCAAAAUCUCGGGUCUUGAUACUCUCGAGAUCAACCAGAACGAGAUGACAUUUCUUCUGGCUGUCAACUGGAACCUUCAUGUCACUGAGGAGACCUACAAACGGUGGGCUGACUGUGUCAACAAGUUCACGCCUAGUCAACCUCCUUCGCCUGGCGGGGCUGCGCAGCUUGUCUAUGACAGGCAGUGCAGCGACUUCCGGCGCAUUAUCCUUGGCCUAUCUCCCGAGUUGGACAACUUGAGUGCUCUUAUCCCUUGGUCACCGGUCAGCACAUCUUCAAGAGAGCUUCCCCCGAGGUCCCUAUACACACCCCCGGGGGAACGCCCCACCGCCCUGGCUUUUGACGCUGAGCUUGUUUCGGCGGCAAAGGCACCGACUGGUAUUCCCAGGGUUAUGGAGCCUCUUCCGUCCGUGGCACAUGCCCCCGGCCGUGCCGUUCCAGCGUUCGGCCUCCUCCCGACCCCGCGUUUGACUCCUCAGGUGAGCGGGCUCGGUACUCCUGCUGUGGGUACCGGACCCUCGAUCCUCCGGAGGAGCUCGUCUAUGAGCCUCGCUAUGGCUCAGGCGUCGAUGGCGGUCGCUGCGCAGUCCACUGACAGAUGGCCACCGUCGGCGAUGUCUUCCCCGAUCAAUUGUGUCCCCCGGCGCUCGUCGCUUGCAAACUCGGUCUCCACUGCGUCUUCGCCCGAAUCAAUGGUAUCCGAUUCUUCUCGGGUCUCGCGCUCAUCCUCGAUCUCAUCUACUUCCUCGAUUACUGCGCCGUCGUCUAAGCUGGACGUCCAGGCGCGAUAUCGCUCUGCGAAGUUGGGUGGUGAGAGGCUAAGCGCGCUGCCCACCAUUGCUUCGGUCCCGGAGGACAGCGAGGCGUUCAUCACCUCGUCGCCGGAGUCCUACACGAUCCCAGCUGGGAAGGACAUUGGCUACAUGCCACUGGAGACACCACUCGGGCGCCGAGAACGCGAAAUUGACGACGCGGCCCUUGCGCUUCAACAGCUUCAACGGUCUGGCUCUGCUCGGUCCACGGUUCCCUUCAAGGCCGGGUCGAAGCGGGGCAGAUCAAACUCACUUCAUGAUGAUGUUCGCGAGAUGCUUGCCGGUCAGCAAGGCAGCGGCUCCUGGCCAGAAACUAUGGUCCGCAGCCGAGUUCAGGUUCCAGUUCCCACGCUUCGUGGUGGCUCCAAGCGAGUGUGCUGCUCAACUGAAGCCUCCCGAACGUCCCGGAUCUCCGCCCUUCACCCAGCCGUUGGGGGAUACGGCGGACCGGGUAUGUGGGAUGGAAUCUUGAACUAA